AUGUGGCCUCGGAUGAACCAACUGUCAGUGUCGCUGGCAGUCUUGCUGGCAGCAUCUCCUCUGGCUCAGGCUGCUCCUGGCCGUGGCUGUAAGGCGUCUUGCAAUGCAGCAGACAGUCUAGUUAGUUUGCUGCGCGCGCCGUCCAACUUGCCGGAAGCGCUGCCAUUCUGUAGCAGCUAUCUCCAUUUGCCAGCUUCUACUACCACGGUUACGACAGUAACUCCAACGACUACCAUACACUCUACAAUCUUCAGCCAUGUGGCUCCCACUGCCACGAUAUACACCGAUGAUGUCGACACGGUGAUUCCUACUCGAACCGUCACGGUCACAAACGUCCACACCGAGACAAGUGUUGUAGUUGCUACAUCACUCACAACAGAGGUCGUCACUGUGACUGCCUCAGCAUUGCAGCGACGCAUUAUCUCAACACCUCUGUCGCAACAAAUCACUCAGUCCUUCGGCUCGAGUAGAAUAUCUAGCGGCUGCGGUUGCUUGACAAUUCCUCUAUCAACGACCUCUGUGACUGUGACCGCACCAGCUGUUACAGUUACUGACACAAAUCAACUGACAACGACGGAGCCUGAGGCUACGCAAAUUCUCACGUCGUAUCUAACCACCACCCUCCCCGAGGUUGUAGAGACCACGACCAUUGACAGCACCGUUGUUGUUCCAACGACUACAACUCAAGUAUCGGUGGUGACAUCGACAGUCACGGCCACCGCUGCUGCUGGUCCAACUGGAUACUUUUACAUACGAAACGUGCGCCCGGCAGCCGACAACUUCUUCACGGGCAACUUUCUUCUUAACCGCGAUAUGAGCACAACCAACAAGGUUCAGGCUGCCACAAUUGCAGGAGCCAAUACCACAGCUCCUCGUAUGGGCCUCACUCCAGAGGGCUACCUGACCAUCAUGCAAUCUCGAGCAGCUGCCUCGGCCGCCACCGGAACGGAAGACCAGACUUGGAUCGCUUUCGUCCAGAACAAUUCAAACAACGGGGUCCUCACUUUCGACAAGCUGGCCAACGUCCAGGCAUGCCCGACUUGCCAGCCACUCAGGUUUGUCAUCAGCCCAGAGUCCGACGGAACAUACAUCAACUUUGCGGAUGGAGGAUCGAGAACCAUGUAUAUUUGUGGUCCUAAUCCGAGCGCCGGUAUCAGCUUUUAUGCGUUCUGGACUUCUCUCACAGGACCCCCAACUUCGAGUUGUUUCUCGCAACGCAUAUAUGAAUCAAAGGAGGGAGUCGCUGGGCCGACAUUUGGCACCCCGACACACGGAUAA
Trichoderma aggressivum f. europaeum is the source of this 1278-nucleotide messenger RNA. RefSeq lists its product as uncharacterized. The transcript has a single exon. The record is from RefSeq and is a predicted model, not a curated record. The coding region runs from base 1 to 1278 and encodes 425 amino acids. NCBI's taxonomy places the organism in Eukaryota, Fungi, Ascomycota, Sordariomycetes, Hypocreales, Hypocreaceae.